Acanthoscelides obtectus is the source of this 3543-nucleotide messenger RNA. The record is from the annotation of a GenBank genome assembly. NCBI's taxonomy places the organism in Eukaryota, Metazoa, Arthropoda, Insecta, Coleoptera, Chrysomelidae.
UUUCUUUUCAGGAUUACAAUGACGACAUCAGACAAGAACAAAUGUGGGAGAUGCAGGUUCUCAGCAGCCAGAAGAACAACGGCAACACUGGGCCCGGAGCAGCCACUCGAAUGGAAGAAGGCGGUGCUGGGCCUGAAGGAGGAGGGGAAGACAGGUUGAGGGCGGAGUCAGCAGCAGAGGCAGAUACGCAGGCUGGACCAAUGGAUCAUGAGGAACAUCACGACCAUCCUGCACUCAGAGGGAUAGAUACAGUGGACGUGAUCGCAGAUCCCACCGGCGGCACCACAGGUACAACUCCCACCAGCAUUCUCUCCUCCUGCCCAGGCGACACCCUGCUGCCUCCGGCCGCGGCAGCUGCAGCAGCAGCCGGCAUGAUUCUCGGCAACCAUCGCAAGAGGCCGCUGCUAUCGGGCGGAGGCGGCAGAGGCGGUGCCUCCUCGAUGACACCCACCAAACGCACCGUCAUGGGCCUCUUGGCCCGAGCCAGAGCAGCGCAGGCCAAGAACUUCCCGUUGGCUGCUGCGACCGCGGCAUCGGUGGCCGCUGCCGCUACGGCUGUCAACGGGGCUGCCACGGGAUUCAGGAGUCCGCAUCAACCGCCAGCAUUCGAUGAGCAUCCUCCUACCUUGGUCCCACUGCUACGAGAAGAUUACAUGAGUGCAGUCAACCUAAAUCUAAUUUAAUCUGGUAGAAAUAUAUGCUCAAAAAUUGAAACUUGGUUGAAAUGGAUGCAUUUUGUAUUACUUCUAAAUAUAAGCGCACAUCUUAAUUAUUAUUUGUUUUUGAUAUUGGUAAUAUUAAGGUCUGGAACCAAAUUAAAAACACUCAAAGUGCAAGUUUGCGGUUCAGGAGAUAAACCGGACAGUUGAAUUAAUCAAUCUUGUAUACAGUUAAAUCCGGGAGAUAUUGAUAACUUUUGAUUUGUAUACAGGUAUAAAAUUUAGAUUUUCGAUAUUUUGAGGCAAAUGAAAUUUUGCCAUACAUUCGUAAGAUAUGCAUACAGCUUCAUUUUUUUUUCUUAGACUUCUCUUUAGACUCAAAAUAUAGUUAGACCCAGCACAAACUGAACUCAGCUCAUACACAUACAUGUGACAGCCCAUGUGCGGGAGGCAAGUUCUGGGUUCACUUUGCUCUAGGUACGAUAUACUCAGAUGUCGCGAAAAAGUAUGGGAAAAUAAUAUAAAUAAAAAUUCUUGUUUUUGCUGGAAAAAAUAAAAUAAGAAUAUUAUUCCGAUCCCAAACUGAUCUGUGAAGAGAAUUUUAUAAACGUUAUUUAUCAGAGGCUAGAGGUAUCAAUCAUAGUUAAAAAAAACUUCAUGAAUUAUUAGAUUAUAAUUAUGUGUAAAAUUCAGUCACAUGGCAUAGCCGAUAACAAUGCUUGAGCAUAUUAUAUUGGUUAUAUCUGACCAAAAUAGAGAAUUUAUUGGGUGUAUUCAGGGAACUGAAGCACUACUGAUUCGGAUAAGCUGAUGCCGCGAUACAGCGCUGUCGUUUUCUGAAUGCCCUUACUGUUUGUCGGUGCCAAUUUCCUAAAUUACUGGCAUACUGUAACAAGGGAUAUGAAAUUAGAACCAAUUCAGUUUAAGACUGGCCAUCCAGAGGAUCUGUUUUCUUCCGAAAUAUCUGACGCAAAAAUAUUUGCAAUUCCAAAUUCGCUUUAUUAUGAUCUCCUUGCAGUUUUUGAAGAUCUAUCUUAAAACAAUUAAAUAAAAAAGGUUUACAAUAACAAUACUCCUUGAAAUGUUUUAGGACUUUGUUAACGGAUGCUUCAAGAAUAUGUAGGAACUUUGACAACCAUCAAAUACAUAUUAAAUGUAUUUCGAAAACCGUCAACUUUAGAAAAAAGUCCACCUUUUCUGUUCAGAAUGACAAAAAACGCUGGGAAUAACAAUGUUUGCAAAUCGUUCCCAAAAAUUGACGCAAUUUUGGACUUGGCAACAUACAGAUUCGUCAAGGGUCAUUUAGUAAUAAGAGCAUGCAAAAAUCGAAUCAGAUACUUCUUGGAUUAGUUCGGGAGACUUCGGACGACAAUAUAAAAAUUUGUAUGAUGCAAUGUUCAUAGAAUCUUAUGCAUCCACUGGACGACCAGCCUAUUGCAAACACUCAACGGUUAAAUCAAAUCCAGGAUGGCAAACUAUUUGAAAAUGUUAGAACACACACGCCUAUCUAAAGAGGUUCACUGAAAUAAGUGAUAUGACAAAAUUUGUCUCAAAAAACGUAUUUUUGAUGAAUAAAAAAUGUAGCGACAGUAUAAGAAAAUACGUUAAGUCUAUAACUUUCCUAGAAUAUAAAUAAAAGAUGUUAAAUUUCAGUUUCAAGAUGCGAGGAUUGAUAACAAAUACACCGUGUUCAUUUUAAACCAUUGAUUAACGUAUUAAACCUGAAGAUAGGCAACUUAAUGAUGUAUUCCUGCGUCAAUAAAAAAUAUCCGAGAUAUCCCGUAGCGUCAUCUAUGAGAAUUUAUAACUGCUGUUUAUAUCUAUACUUUGAAAAGGUGGAUGCCUCAUAGAUAGCACUGCCCCUAUAUGCUCAUGUAAUUGGCGACAACACCAUCUAUGAGAUAAUAACCGUUUCAAAGUACAUACAGUAAAUAGAGCUGUUACAAAUUCUCAUUGGUGACGCUACGCUUUUUGAUUUUAUCUCGCACAAUUUUUUGGACGUGGAAAUAUGACAUUAGGUUGGCUAUCUUCAGGUAGAAUAUGUUAAUCAAUACUAUUGCUAAAAUAUCGUAAUGCUUUCAUAUCUUUCACAGCCGUAGAUUUCGUAAUAUACCUUAUUACACCCGAUAUAAAACUAUCGUCAAACGUUCCCCCAUUCCUUUUAAUAAAUGUUAUGUUUUACAGUUUAUUUUUUUAUAUCAAUGGUAACACACUAUCAAUUAUGCAAUUUUGCACGGACCAAUAAGUAUAUAUGUACUAGUAAAAGAAAAUUGAAUAAAAAUAAUUGUCAUAUAUGUGGUAGACCACAACGAAUUAAGAUUAUUAUUCUGAUGUGGAUACUUUUAAGUAUUUAUUUGAAAUAUACAUGAAAUGCUCGUAAGUUUAUUUUUUCCUAAGCUUAUUAGAAUAUAGUUAUCAUUCCUGUUUGGUGUAGUGAGAAUCAAAGUUAGAUAUAUUUGUUAAGAUGUUAGUGCAAGAUAUUUAUAUUGAUUUAUAAUGUAUUAAAUACAAAAUAAAAAGAUGCACAUAACAAAAUCCAUAUCUGAAAUGAUAUAUACGACACGUAUCCAACAGGGCAAAACUCUGGAUGAAAAUAGGAAAAAUUCACCGCCAACAGUGUUAAUAAAAGCUGAUACUUAAUUUAAAGAAUAUUAAGAGUGAAUGCAUGGUUACUAUCGAGUUGUAACUGACAUCGUUGGACCAGAUCAAAGCAAAAACGAGAUACAUUUCCACAAAUCUUCAUAAUUCUUUGGAUUGUAAAAGGAAAACAUCCAAAAUUCAAAUCAAUUAAUUACAUCAAGUUUCAAAUAGAUACGGUUAUUCUAAACGAUGUUUUUGAAGUGUAUAAAUAUCUUGCAGCCAAGUACCAGUUAUUAGAUGGAUG